Messenger RNA from Syngnathus acus (greater pipefish), 1550 nucleotides. It is a transcript of the gene dmrt3a, whose product is annotated as doublesex and mab-3 related transcription factor 3a. Gene Ontology annotation, cellular component: nucleus. The transcript has 2 exons. Gene Ontology annotation, molecular function: RNA polymerase II cis-regulatory region sequence-specific DNA binding; DNA-binding transcription factor activity, RNA polymerase II-specific; protein binding. The record is from RefSeq and is a predicted model, not a curated record. Bases 79 to 1419 code for a protein of 446 amino acids. Lineage: Eukaryota; Metazoa; Chordata; Actinopteri; Syngnathiformes; Syngnathidae. Gene Ontology annotation, biological process: male sex differentiation; regulation of transcription by RNA polymerase II.
CUUGUCUCUCUCUCUCUCAUCUCGAGCGUGUGACAAGUGUCGAAACUGGACAGCGCGCACAGCACAUCCGGGUGGGCGAUGAACGGUUACGGCUCCCCGUACUUGUACGUAGGCGCGCCCGUGUCGCAGCCGCCGCGGGCGCCCCUCCAGCGGACCCCCAAAUGCGCGCGAUGCCGGAACCACGGCGUGCUGUCGUGGCUGAAGGGCCACAAGAGGUACUGCCGCUUCAAGGACUGCGCCUGCGACAAGUGCAUCCUCAUCAUCGAGAGGCAGCGCGUCAUGGCCGCGCAGGUGGCGCUGCGCCGGCAGCAGGCCAACGAGAGCCUGGACAGCCUCAUCCCGGAGGCCCUCAGGGUCGUGCCGGCCGAGGGGGCCGCGGCGGCGGCUGCGGCUGCCACGGCAACCGGCGGCGAGUCCGACGCCAGCUGGCGGAGCGCGGAGGAAAGACGCGAAGCUCCAGAGGAUGGGAGUGGGGACGUGUCUGGGCCCGAGACCGGGGGCAGUCCCGGAGAGCGAGACCAAGAUCAAGUGAGCUCCCCGGAAGGUUCCAAACCAAACUCGUGCUACACGCCGGAGCCCCCAGACGGCCACCCGGGAGAGAAAGAAGCCAAAGCUACCGAGAGUCCCCAGAAGAGCCCUGCCAGUCCAGGGGGCCGGGCGGUGCUGAUCGAGGGUCUGGCCGGCUCAGUCAACCUUCCCUUCGGCCUCAGAGCCAACCGUCCCCCACUGGAGGUCCUCAAGAAGAUUUUUCCGAGCCACAAGGCACCCGUUUUGGAGCUCAUCCUCCGAGGCUGCGGGGGCGACCUGGUAGGGGCCAUCGAGGUGCUGUUGUCCAGCCGGGGCUCGGACGGAGGCGGGCAGCCGCACCCAGAAUCGCACCCAGACCCUCUGGUGCUUCCGCCGGGGGGGCAUCCUUUCGAGCACAGCCUGGGCUCCUACCACCCGGUGACGUCCUCGGCCAAGUGGUCGGUGGGCUCCGCCUUCAGGGUGCCGGACUCGCUGCGCUUCACGUCUGAGUCGCCCUCAGUGGGGGCCCUGGGCGUCCCCCUUCAGCACCCGCGCUACCCGCUAGUUCUGCGCAACUCCCUGACCCGGGGCCCAGGCGGAGCCCUGGUGCCCAACGAUGUGACCCUGUGGAACACGGUGGCCCUGCAGCAGCAAUAUCAGCUACGCUCAGCCGCCGCCGCCGCCCAAUACGUGUCGCCCUUCGGCCCGGCCGGAGCUCCCGGGGGCUCCGUCUUCCGGGGGGCCUCACUCCUACAUCAGCACCACUCCAGAGUCACAGAAGAGUCCCGCGGCGGCAUCCAGGACGGGGAGGGCUGCGGGCCAGGGGCCAAAGGGGGCCUAUACUCACCCGACGAGGACUACGAGGAACGCUCGGAUUCGUCCGACUCCCGCAUAAUGAACUCGUCCAGCUAGACCGCUUUUUGUUUGUUAUGACCAGACCCAUACCAACAAUGACGUGAGCGCUACUCGUGAAUGUACGCACAUUUACGUCUAUUUCCUGCAUGAUGUCAUGUUUGUGAGCAUGUGUUCAGUGUGACUAAUAA